CGCGGGCUGCGGUGCGCGGGAGGCGGCGGGAGGGCUGAUGCCGCACAGCCGUGCCGGUCCCGGCGGAGGCAUGAGGCGCGCGGGGCGGGCGGGGAGCGGCGCGGCAGAGCGCGGGUCGGCGCGGCCCUGAGCGAAGCCUCCGCGCCGCGCUCCCGCAGAGCGACUAUGGCCGGGGGAAGGCGAGGGCUGGUGGCGCCUCAGAACACGUUUCUGGAGAACAUCGUGCGAAGGUCUAACGAUACUAAUUUUGUCUUGGGUAAUGCCCAGAUAGUGGAUUGGCCCAUUGUCUACAGCAAUGAUGGAUUUUGCAAGCUAUCAGGAUAUCACAGAGCAGAAGUUAUGCAAAAAAGCAGCACCUGCAGUUUUAUGUAUGGAGAGCUGACAGACAAAGAUACAAUUGACAAGGUCCGGCAAACAUUUGAGAACUAUGAGAUGAACUCCUUUGAAAUCUUGAUGUACAAGAAGAACAGAACACCUGUCUGGUUCUUUGUGAAAAUUGCUCCAAUUCGAAAUGAGCAGGAUAAAGUGGUUUUAUUUCUUUGCACUUUCAAUGACAUAACGGCUUUCAAGCAGCCCAUUGAGGAUGAUUCAUGUAAAGGUUGGGGAAAGUUUGCUCGCUUGACCCGUGCCCUCACAAGCAGCCGAGGCGUGCUGCAGCAGCUUGCUCCGAGUGUGCAGAAAGGAGAGAACGUUCACAAGCAUUCGCGACUUGCUGAGGUAUUGCAGCUGGGCUCUGAAAUCCUCCCGCAGUACAAACAAGAGGCACCAAAGACUCCGCCACAUAUAAUUUUGCAUUAUUGUGUUUUCAAGACUACCUGGGACUGGAUCAUCUUGAUUUUAACCUUCUACACUGCUAUUUUGGUCCCUUACAAUGUCUCCUUUAAAACCAAACAGAACAAUGUAGCAUGGCUAGUAGUUGACAGCAUUGUAGAUGUAAUUUUUUUGGUAGACAUUGUGCUUAAUUUCCAUACCACCUUUGUGGGGCCAGCAGGAGAGGUCAUCUCUGACCCAAAGCUGAUUCGCAUGAAUUACUUGAAGACCUGGUUUGUGAUCGAUCUGCUUUCAUGCUUGCCGUAUGAUGUCAUCAAUGCAUUUGAGAAUGUCGAUGAGGGCAUCAGUAGCCUCUUCAGUUCACUUAAAGUGGUCAGGCUACUUCGGCUGGGUCGCGUAGCUCGGAAGUUGGACCACUACAUUGAAUACGGAGCAGCAGUCUUAGUUCUGCUGGUGUGUGUGUUUGGUCUUGCAGCACACUGGUUGGCCUGCAUUUGGUACAGCAUAGGAGACUAUGAAGUUAUCGAUGAGGAUACAAACACAAUCCGAACUGAGAGCUGGCUCUAUCAGCUGGGGAUGUCAAUAGGAACACCUUACCGCUUUAACACAUCAGGCUUUGGAAAAUGGGAAGGCGGACCAAGCAAAGAUUCGGUCUACAUCUCCUCGUUGUAUUUUACAAUGACCAGCCUCACCAGUGUUGGAUUUGGGAACAUCGCUCCGACUACAGAUGGGGAGAAGAUCUUUGCUGUUGCUAUGAUGAUGAUUGGCUCCCUUCUGUAUGCAACCAUUUUUGGUAAUGUGACAACCAUAUUUCAGCAAAUGUAUGCUAAUACAAACAGAUAUCAUGAAAUGCUGAACAGUGUCCGAGACUUUCUAAAGCUCUACCAGGUCCCUAAAGGACUCAGCGAACGUGUGAUGGAUUACAUCGUUUCCACCUGGUCAAUGUCCAGAGGAAUAGAUACUGAAAAGGUUUUGCAGAUAUGCCCUAAGGACAUGAGAGCAGAUAUCUGUGUGCAUCUGAACCGCAAAGUUUUCAAGGAGCACCCAGCCUUCAGGCUGGCGAGCGAUGGGUGCCUUCGAGCACUUGCCAUGGAAUUUCAGACAGUGCACUGUGCCCCCGGAGACCUGAUCUACCACGCUGGCGAGAGUGUCGACAGCCUUUGCUUUGUGGUUUCAGGGUCUUUGGAAGUAAUCCAGGAUGAUGAAGUCGUUGCUAUAUUGGGCAAAGGAGACGUUUUUGGUGAUGUGUUCUGGAAGGAGUCUACCCUUGCCCAGUCCUGUGCUAAUGUAAGGGCUCUGACUUACUGUGAUCUUCAUGUCAUUAAGAGAGAUGCCUUGCAGAAAGUGCUGGAGUUCUAUACGGCCUUUUCACACUCCUUCUCCAGAAAUCUCAUUUUGACCUACAACUUGAGAAAAAGGAUUGUGUUCCGGAAAAUCAGCGAUGUCAAACGUGAAGAAGAGGAGAGAAUGAAGAGGAAGAACGAAGCACCUCUGAUCUUACCCCCGGACCACCCCGUCCGCCGGCUGUUCCAGAGGUUCAGGCAGCAGAAGGAAGCGCGGCUCGCGGCAGAGAGGGGCAGAGAUCCGGAUGACCUGGACGUGGAGAAGGGGAACGUUUUAGGGGAGCACUCCUCCACCCGCUCGGUGGUCAAAGCCAGCGUUGUGACUGUACGGGAGAGUCCGGCGACCCCUGUGCCAUACCAGUCCGCUUCAACAUCUGGGGCAUCUGACCAGGCAAAGCUGCAGGCCCCGACAUCGGACUACGCAGGAUGUAAAGCGUCAGGGGACUACCCCCGACGAAAAGGCUGGGCCAAAUUCAGAGACGCCUGUGGGAAGGGUGAAGACUGGAACAAGGUCUCUAAAGCAGAGUCCAUGGAGACUUUACCAGAGAGAACUAAAGCUUCAGGAGAAGCUACCCUGAAGAAGACAGACUCUUGCGAUAGUGGCAUUACGAAAAGUGACUUGCGCUUGGAUAACGUUGGGGAGACAAGAAGCCCGCAGGACCGCAGCCCCGUCCUCACCGAGGUCAAGCAUUCUUUUUAUCCCAUCCCAGAACAGACUCUUCAGGCCACCAUGCUAGAAGUGAAACAUGAGUUGAAAGAGGACAUCAAGGCUUUAAACACAAAAAUGACCAAUAUAGAAAAACAGCUUGCUGAGAUACUUAGGAUAUUAACCUCAAGAAGAAGCUCCCAGUCGCCACAGGAGUUGUUUGAAAUAUCAAGGCCCCAGUCUCCAGAAUCAGAAAAAGACAUGUUUGGAGCUAGCUGAGGUGUUUAUUUUUAAAAACCAACCAACCAACCAACAGCCCCCCUAAUAUUUUAAAUUUAAUCUUUCUUGAAAACGAGUGAGGGACCAGUUCAUUAAGCAUGUUCCCUGUGUCUAAAAAGGUACGGUAACAGGAAUUGCAACCUCAUGUCAAGAUGGCAGCUGACUCUGAAGCCUUUUUGACAGCAAGGGUACAGUUUCUAAAGUUUUUCUUUUCUCCAUUGGUGCCCAUUCCCCCCUGCUCCCCCUGUCUCCCUCGGGAUGUUGGAAUAAGAAUCCUGACAGCAGCAGCCGUCCCCAUGAGCCCCAGGUGACCUCUGAGGUUUUUGGAGCAUGCCUUAUGUCAUUAGCUUGGGUUUUGCCUAUAUGAGUAUAUGAAUAAGCACUUGCCAGGGUGCUUACAUUUUCAGCGUUGGGGGGGGGGGGGGGUGUUCGCUGCUGCUGUCACUGUCUCAGUCACCUGUACAGCAUGUUAAAUGUCACAGUAUAUUUUCAUAUAUCUGUAAUAAUGCACAGAGCAGUAGGAGACAUAUAUUUCAUUUCAGUCGAAUGUGUGCUACUCGGUACUGAAGUUAUUUUUGGGCAGUCAAGGAAGGGCUAAAAAGAUGAAAAAAGUUGUACUUUUUAAUUGCAAACUGAUAUAUUGCUAAAGCAAUUAUAUUUAGCAACAUCCUCAACAAUAGCCACAGUAUUUCAGGUCUGUUAAUAAAUGGGAUCUUCCACAUUCUCGUUCACUGAGUCAAGGAUACUGAUUUUCAAAAACUUAACUUCUGUCUCAGAUGUCUUUGAAUAUUUGUUACCUUUGCUUUUAAUUCCAGCCACUGGAGGACAGAGGGUUGAGCGUGCAGCAUACCUGAGCACAGCCUGCUGCACAACGUAUUGUGAACAUCAAUAACAGGUCAUGCAGAUUUGCCUCCCCAUGAAAAUAUACUGUGGCAUUUAUGUCCUGGUUUUGCUAUGAAUCUGCUCUUUUAAUUCUUGUUAAAUAAUUAUUCAGAAGUUUCUGGUUUGAUAAUGUUCAUUGUAGCCAAAGGCUUUCACAGAACUUUUAAAGAUUUUAGAUUGUGGCAUUUUCCUCUACAUCCAGAUGUAUUGUUCCUGAUCUAAUCUAUCUAGUAAGCAAAUGGAUAGUAGAGGUAGAAAUACAGUGCUUACUGUAUACAAGUGCUAUUGUAGCAAGGAAACAAAAAGAUCUGCUUCUUAAAGAAGGAGAUGUUUCCAAAACUUAUAUUUUCCUAACUUUUUUUGGAGGAAGAUUGAAGCACUUUACCAAAACUACUCUUCAUUAUUCAUUAGAUAGGGUAGCAUAGCUGGUUAUCAUGCCUUGGGUUAUCACCUUGGGAUAUAGGUGUAUAUUCAGAGUAUAUUCUCUCCACUGAUCCGGUAUGUUCACUAUUUAACAGUAGGUUAGAGCUCAGAAGCAUGGUGCAAUACUUUUUUGGGUUUUCAUUUUUAAUGGCAAUAGGUCUUAACACAGUGUGGCAGUAGUUAAGUCUCAUUCUUUUUCCAUGCUACUAAGUCAUUUACAAAAAACCACAUGAUUUUUGGGGGAAGAUUUUUGUUCAUGUUAAGUAAGGAAGAAGCAAGGAAAAUGACCCAUUUGAAAGGAUUUCUGCUGGCCUGAUGCUUGCACAGUGCAAUGCAGAACUGUGUCAGACAUCCCUGGGGAAGUGUGAGGUCCACUGAUGAACCGGCACAGUGGUGAGGCCGUGCUGUGCAAAGCUACCAGCUCAGAUCUUGAAGUCAGUAUAUUUGUUUGUAUCUGUUCCUGCAGUAACUGCCCUUGCUCUCAAAGAUGCUGAUUAUUCUGAGCGCAGCACCACCAUUUCCAGGUCCAGAGGCAGCUGGUUUAGGAUUUGCUUUCAAGGGUCUUGGUUUGAUAUAGAAGUGCCCACAGAUUGUGAAUUCUUACCCAAGGACUGAAAUAUUCCCAGGAAACAGCUAUUGGGAUCAAAUCUGUAGGUUACCUUUUCCGUCCCACAAGAAAAGGCAGUAGGGAGGUGACUUGCUCUGAAACCGAGGUGCCAUUUCCUUAAUUUAUUUCUGCUUCCAUGUUUAGGAUUUUCCAGUGGUAACUGGUGUCUUUUACAGUUGCACGCUGCAGACAUGCAGUACCGAGGAAGGCUCUCUUUGACCAAAGUCACACUGUGUGUUUGGUGCUUUAAUCACCGUAAGUGGCAACAGUUACCUGUAAUAGCUAUGGCGUGAUUGCCAUAAGAAAUCCAUACAUCAGUGGUUUCAGUUAGAAACCGUUGAAUGAUUUUUUUCUUUCUAGUCUCCUCAGUCAGUAAAUUCAUUGGAUAAUGAAAUUAUGCCUAAGUAGAACACAGGUGUACUGAUAUACAAGGAUUUAUAAUUGAUGCCCAAAAGUUCCAGCAAGUUUUUAGAGAUUGGCUUGGAGCCAAUUUCCUAAUCCAGGCAAAUUCCUCAUCAGUGUUACGUUCCUGAUACUAGGUUUUCUUUGUAAAAUUUUUGAAAGGCUGAAAGUCUUGCUGAACUUAGGAAACAUUUUGUGAAAGUGUCACUCAUUUACCUGCAAUUGGAUAAACACGGAAAUUAGCUUAUCCAAGGUGGGUGAGGGAGGAACUGCUUAUAACCUUCAAAGUGUGUGCCUAGUAUCUCCAGAAUUGCAGUGCAGACAUAGAAUUAAAUGUGCAGUUGCAGGUUACCUGGCCCUUUGUUGCUGAUACGGAGUUGAAGUAUCUCAGUGGUAUUUUUAUGUGCCCUCAGGGAUAUGUUAAAGGUUAUUCGGCAGGGUCAGCGCUAGAAGCCCCAUAAUUAGCCACACUUGUGAAUAAAGGAAGACAAGUCCCCAUCUGCUGGGGGUACUUCUCGCGUAGCCUGACGUUCAGUACGAUACUGUACUCCUGCACACCCCGUAUGACAAUGGGUGGGUGCAGCACAGAGUCCUUUUUUAAGGCUUUUAUGAGGCUCUUAUAAUGACCUAUAAAGCCAUUUAUAAUCCAUUUGUAAAGCCUUCAAAGAUUGUAAUAUACUCCUGAAUUAUGCUUAAAAUUUAAUGUCUUUAAAGAUUAUGGCCAAAUUUGAUUUUGUUAUGGUCAUGAAACUCCAGAGAAACUGCUCCUUACGAUGACACCUUCAGGGUGACUGCUCCAGGUCAGCACUGACAGUGGUCAAUGUCAUUCAGAUUUGCAGAGCUGUAACUGAGAUUAGACCCAUUUUAUUAUGAUGUUAUGAACUGGCAGGCACUAAAACUAGUUGUAGGAGACUGCAUCAUCCCUCAGUAACCUGUAUAUGUUGUAAGAGAAUUUGAAAAACAUAUACUAUCUAGAAUGAACUUUGGUCUUUGGAUUCCCUGGGCUACUGAGUGGUUAAAAUGAGCAAAACCUUGCCUGCUAUGGGACUAGUCACUCCUUUGAACCUCGGACUAAUUUGGACCUGUGCUGUGGUGCCCAUGGUCUGCCAACGCAGCACUUGUGCUUUAGAGAGCGGUUGAAAGCAUCAGUGUUACAAAUCUGUCUUUCUCCAUUGAGCCUUACACUUAGAUGCCUACGGCUGGAUGGUGUGCAUACCCACUGUAAUUGUUACUUGUUCUUUCACUUUAUUUGUCAGCUUUUCCUUUUUCUUUUGUUUCUCUCUACAUGUUGGCUAAGCCUUUUCACUUAAAUUAUUUUCCAGCUUAGAAAUGAAUGAUCUCUGAACAUGAGACUCUGCCCCUUAACAAGCAAAUGCUUGUACAUACUAUAAGAAAAAAAGAAAAAACAAAAAGCCUCAGUUUUAACUGUGUUCUGGCAUAGUGCUUCUGCUAUUUAACAACCUGCUAAAUAACCGCGUUAAUCUAAAAGAGAUGGUGUGUUGCAUUUUUACUAUAUGAUGGAAUUAGAUUUCAGGCAAAAGAAGAUAGUUGAGUGAAAGAGCCCGGGUUAUGAUUUGGUAAAAUGGGAACUUCUGAAAAUUCAUGCUUAAACUGUUAGAAAGAAUACCAAUAUGCAGCACGGGAUUAAAAAAGCAAAACCCAACCCUAUACCCUACCAUGUUCAGAUACAUUUACUUCUGCCUGGUAUUACAUGUGUACUUUUAAAAACACCAUUCUUGUUUUAAAUCUCUUUCACAGCGCUGCCCUGAAUCCCAGCGAACACCCUGUUUAACAGCUUCGAAGGUGAUGUUCUGUUUCUACAGUACUUCACUUUAAUGAACCGAACAAGAUAUUUACUGUGAAUAUCUGGUGAUAUAUUUUCAAUCACUCUUAACCAGUCUGUGAAAGAAUUGAAUACAUAAUUUGUCUUUACUAUAUAAACAGCAAUGUGUAUGAUUACACUUGUGCAGAUGCGUGUACAUACACACAUAUAUAUAAUAUCUCUGUAUAGAUAAGUCUAUGGAUUGCGUUUCUGUUACGUAGAAGCACGUCCCUCAUUUAAUGAUUCCAGUUCAAGAAGGGAGCCUAAAUCUUCCCAGUAGACAUCCACCGAAUGUCCUAGUUAGUAUCUUGUUUGUUAACUGUUGAACUUUUAAGGCCAUGACUUUUGGUUUCUCUAGUUGGCCUCAACUUUAUACUGUUAGUCUGGCGAGUAUUGUGACUGAGAAGAUCUGGCAAGCAUUGUGAUAGUCAGGAAACAGAAAUACAUGUGAAACUGGAAAAACGCUGUAUCAUAGUUGGUGGGAAUAAGGCUCAUAAGCCACUAUUUGUUCCUCACAGUAUCUCUGAAGCUAAGCUGCCCUGGUAGUGCUUCUCAUGGCUUUUCCUGCAAGAGAGAUGAUGGAAUAAAUGGAUUUCUUUUUCCUGGUACCAGGGUCUGUCUCAAAGGUACCGAGCCUAUCCUUCUCAUGGGCAGAGUUAACACAUGGUUGCUGCACCUCUGCUUUCUUGUCCUGAUGUUAGGUGGUAAAAAGCAUCUUCUACUGAAUUCUUCAUUUCAACAUAGUCUCCUGUGGGUGUAUUCGCAAUAACAAAGUCUGUGUUUCAGCUGCACUUCUGAUUCAUUAAGACAAACCUCUCAGAGAGAGUCCCGCACAGGGGAAGCUCCAGAAAUUUGAGGUGAGGCACAGUAGGAUACUGUAUCUUCCAAUCGGACAUAGUUUUGACCACAUUGUUGUGGCAAGCAUUGAGUCAAUUAAAUAAAAAUAAAGCUUUUUGCAAUAAGAUAUAUCCAACAUUUAGCCUUAAGACCCUUUCAUAAGUGAUAUAAUUCAAACUGUGAUUCCAUUCUCCUUCCUUCGUAAUGUUCUGUAGUAUUUACAGUGUUGCCUAAAGAUGAAGCACUUUGAUUAGCUUUCUAAAUCUAAUGGAAAUCACUUGCUGGUAAUCACAUCUCUUUCUCCACUUAUUGCCUUCUUAUUAGGAUAAUGAAUUACUCCAAUAGCCCUCUCCCCUCACGAAACAAAGAGACAUAACUAUUGUCUAAACACUUUUGUAUAUCAGGGAGCCAACCCGUCAUAUUGCGAAAGUGUUUCAAAGAUUUUUUUUUUACAGUUCGACAAAGCUAAUGUGAAUUUACCUGCAACUGUAAUUUGUUUCAAGCUGAUCGUUGAGUGUUGUGUAAACAUAUUUGAUGUGUAAUCCCAGAACAUCUCUGUAACUGGAUCUAAAUGCCUAGUGUUAACAAAACAGUUUGGGGUUUUCACUAACUGUUCUGAAAGGCUCAUGGUUUUUUUUUCUUCUUCCCACUGAAUCUGUGACCACUAACAUAGAAAAAGAAUCAUUUUAGCUGUAGAAGAAAGAAGUUCAAUAAUCUUGUAUCAGGAUGAACUGCUAUAUAAAGAAAUACCAAGUUUUCUAAUGAAUGUGUUAUAUUAUUGUACCUACAUACAAUCAAUAUUUGUACAUCUGUUGGAGACCUGUCUGCGUUUCAAUAUUUAGCCACCACUGCAUGGACACUUUAUUGAUAUGCAGUUAAUGCAGUUGCUUUGGCGCUUUUCAAUGUACUUCACUUGUUUUUAUCCUUUCAGAAAUCCACCAAAUACUCUUGGUUCUUUUUCUUUGCAUUUGUCACUUUGUUCAAUGAAGCAUGACUAGAAAAAAGAGAACGAGUAGAUACUAUUUUUGUGGUCAGCAAAGCAGCUGCCAGUAGAUAAGACAGUGUGUGUAUGUAUGUAUACACACUGUCUGGGAUUGUUUCAGUUACAAAUGCAGCCACCUACAUUAACAAUAUCCCUAUUCAACAUUUUUAAACAAGCACAAAUAAUAUUUGUAAAAAAAAAGUUUAAUUUUAUUUAUUAUAGUAAU
Aquila chrysaetos chrysaetos is the source of this 9220-nucleotide messenger RNA. It is a transcript of the gene KCNH1, whose product is annotated as potassium voltage-gated channel subfamily H member 1. The transcript is spliced from 11 exons. Gene Ontology annotation, molecular function: delayed rectifier potassium channel activity. The record is from RefSeq and is a predicted model, not a curated record. NCBI's taxonomy places the organism in Eukaryota, Metazoa, Chordata, Aves, Accipitriformes, Accipitridae. The coding region runs from base 166 to 3039 and encodes 957 amino acids. Gene Ontology annotation, cellular component: membrane. Gene Ontology annotation, biological process: regulation of membrane potential; potassium ion transmembrane transport.